Messenger RNA from Marasmius oreades (fairy-ring Marasmius), 3236 nucleotides. RefSeq lists its product as uncharacterized. The transcript has 10 exons. The record is from RefSeq and is a predicted model, not a curated record. Lineage: Eukaryota; Fungi; Basidiomycota; Agaricomycetes; Agaricales; Marasmiaceae. The coding region runs from base 329 to 3109 and encodes 926 amino acids.
UUUCUCUUGUUUCUAACUUUCAUCAUAACACUCGAGGUACACCAGCUCGACUUCGCACCUUUACUGGCUUUCCGAAGAUUACAAGAAUGUUUCGGCUCGGGAGGAACGGUCUACGGCCCGCCUUGAACCUACCAGUUCUCCCGGUGCUGGGGUCUGAGAUCAUGAUCCGAGUUUCUGCCCAGUAAUGUGGAUGAAACUUCGAAAUAUCAAUUAAGGGGCGAAGAGUACUGUGCUCGGAUUGCUUCCAAACCUCAAAUUUUUUCUGGACCAUUUGGCCGCCUGACGCGAAGGAGCACAUGGAUGUUUCCGCCAUAUAUAAGUCCUCCGUAUGAGUAUCUUCCAAAGCAGAAAACCCUCCACAUCUGGAGGCUCUCGCGAACACUUGCUUGGGCUUUUCUUCAAAAUGCGGGCCUUGUACACGUUCAGCUUGCUCUCGUUGGCUUUGAGCAUACCGUCCGUUUUUGGACAACUUGGACUUCCUGACGGUUUCCUAUCCUUCUCCACGAAUUCCUUCAACGUCCAGCUCGUGAAGGACUCGCAGACGUUGUACUCAUUGAAGCCCACAACUGGGGGUGGACCUGACUUCAUCCCUCAGGACAAGAUGACUCAACGUCAGAACAAUGGGCAGUAUCAUUUGGGUGAUAUCACCUUUAGGGCGCGUAAAGUAGGCUCAACCGCUUGGGUCAGUGGUGACUCUGCAGCAACUCGACGUCCUGUCGCCGCACUGUCGGUCUCAGGAAACACCCUCGCGGCAGCCAAUUUGGCCCCCACCUUGCCCUCGAAUUCUCUUUUAAAUAUCACACGUCGUUGGGUCCGUAACGGUGAUCAGCUGGAAUUACAAUUUGACGUCACAAACUCCCAAACCACGGCUGUUGAAAUUGGUUCCUUGGGUGCACCACUCGAGUUCAAUAACAUAUUCACCGACCGUACCGCGGCACAGACCAAUACCUUGUGCAGCCUUUUUGAUCCCUACAUCGGACAAGACGCGGGAUACGUUCAAGUCACUCCUCUUCUAGGAACGCAACCUCCUCUUGUCGUUCUCCCCGUUGGGAAGUCACCAUUGGAGGGAUGGCGUUUCCUGUCAGAAAGCACGAGUAGCGCACCUUUCUAUCAAUCCCAAACUUUCGAAGGAUUAUACGAAUGGCAGUUCCAUACACUUGCCUACGCACAGAACGAAUGGUCUCGUGUCACCCCUUGGAACGCAGCGACAUCCUUCACGCUUCAGCCUGGUCAGACGCGUACAUAUGGUCUACACUUCCGGGUCGCGUCUUCCAUCCGUGGGAUUGAGCAAUCUAUCCAAGACGCAGGACGUCCAGUAGCAGUGACCAUUCCCGGAACUAUUCUCCCCACUGACCAGAACGGCAAGCUCUUCCUCCAUGCGCCAUCUGCAGUUCAGUCAAUCUCUGUGACACCUUCCGGUGCGUUGACGUGGACGACCAAUUCCGAGGCCAGGACCUCAGGAUGGGUUGGGUAUACUGUUACUGGUAAAACGUGGGGCCGAGCGCGUCUUUCGAUUACCUAUGCCGAUGGGAGCUUACAGACCGUGCAUUAUUAUGUCACGAAAACUGCUACGCAGACUAUUGGAGACCUGGGCAACUUCCUUACGACCUCGCAGUGGUUCACGGAUACCUCUGAUCCGUUCAAGCGUGCUCCUUCAGUCAUCAGUUACGAUCGCGAGGUUAACUCGGUGGUUUUGAAUGACCCGAGAGUGUGGAUCUCAGGCUUGGGCGACGAAGGUGGUUCAGGUUCAUGGUUGGCAGCGUUAAUGAAGCAGUACGCUCAACCGAAUGCUGCCGAGUUGACGAAAUUGCAGCAGUUUAUGAAUCGAACGAUGGCUGGGGUUAUUCAAAACAGUGAUGGAUCCGUCAAAAAGUCCGUCUUCUUCUACCAACCCGGUGCGGUGAGUUACACCUAUCCAACAAACGUCAACUGGGGUAACUGGUGGUCAUGGAACCAAGCUGCUGCAUUUGCAACGGAUCGAGGAUAUGACUAUGUUCAUGUCAUUGCUGCUCAUUGGGCGAUGUAUCGUGUGGCGCGUAAUUAUCCGAGUCUCGUCACUACGGGCACUUGGCAAUCUUACUUGAACAACGCCGUGACGACGGUCACUCGAUUGAUGAAUGGCCGUGUUGGGUUCACCAAUGUUGGGUGGAUGGGAGAGACUGUUAUUCGGAGCUUGUUGGACGAUUUGAAGAGGGAGGGAAUGACCUCUCAAGCGAACACGGUUGAGAGUUUGAUGCGUUCGAGAUGGCAGGGAUGGUCGGGUCAGAGAUAUCCCUUCGGAUCUGAGAUGGCAUGGGAUUCAACUGGACAGGAAGGUGUCUAUGCGUGGUCCAAAUACUUCAACGAUGCUACCACGGCGACGAACGCGCUCAACUCGAUUUUGGCUUACCAACCAACAGUCCCUCACUGGGGAUACAAUGGAAAUGCUCGUCGUUACUGGGACAACAUCUACGGAGGCAAGCUCCAACGUAUUGAACGACAACUUCACCAUUACGGUAGUGGUCUAAAUGCUUUACCCGUCAUCUCUGCUUUCCAAUCUAGCCCUACCGACUACUACCUCCUCCGAGUUGGCUUUGGUGGACUCAGCGGACCUCUGUCCAACAUCGACCAAUCCGGUUUCGCUGCAGCCUCGUUCCAUUCCUUCCCCGACACACUGAAAUGGGACGGCUACUCUGGUGAUUACGGUCCCAACUUUUCAGGCCAUACGAUGGGUAUGGGCACGUUCAUCAUCAACCAUCCCGAUUUUGGUUGGCAAGCGUUUGGAGGGAACGUUGUUUCGACUUCUCCCGCGGUUCAAGUGCAAAUCCGUGAUUCUGUUAGGAGGAGAGUGUUUAUUGCGCCUAUCGGGGCUCUAUUGACGCUUGAUGCUGGAGCGUUUUCGACGGUCAGUUAUAACCCUAGUGCGAGAACGGUUAGUGUUACGGUUAGUGCGACCCCUGAUGGAGUUUCGGGAGCUGCUGCUGCGCCGAGAGGAAGGCUUGUGGUGUCGCAGACGGUUAGUGUUGGAGGGGUUGGGGUGUUGAAGCCGACGACGAGUCUGACUAUGGAUGCGGGGGCUUAUGUUAUUCCAUUCUCUGGCGGAAGCGGUACGAUUACUUUGUCGGGAUGAAUGCGGGACAUCGAUGUGUUUUAGCUUCUUUGAGGCUAUGUACUAUACAAAGUCUCAAAAGCUUUGAGACUAGAACCGAGCAAAUUUUCUACGAAGUUGCUGGACAAGGACAGAGUUUCGUACGAUC